AUGACUCAAAUUGUUAGCGAUGGAGGAUUUCUUGGAAAAGGAACUACGUUAGCGUGGUUUUCAGCAAUAAAUGCUGGGCUUGUUAGUGCUCUCUCUUGGAUAUUAGUGAUGAAUGCUAUUGUAGGUUUUCAAUUAGUCGAUGACGGAUCCAUAAUAUCAAUGGGUGGAAUACUGCUUGGUGGUAUUCUGAUAUUUUUCGGAGUCGGAUACAUAGCAUUAGAUACGGCAUUCAACAUCUCAGGACACUUUACAUCCCAACCAUCAGCACAAAUGAAAAAUGUCGCCCUCUACAUAACGUAUAUAAUAUUCCCGCUAUUUGCAGUGGUGGCAUAUGUUAUUUUAGAGACGAUUUUGGUAAUUGUGGCCUUAGGUGAUAAGCAAUCUUUAGGCAUCCCACAUCUCUGUGAAGCCAGCUCGCAAAUAAUUGAUGGAUCAUUGUUUUGCACGCUUUUUGUCUUUCUCGCAGUAUUUCUACUGUAUAAGUAUUGGUCAAGUAUUACCGAGGAUGUAUGGGAAGAAUACGAUUACUUCAAUCCCGAAACACUACUAGCAGAUAUAUUAUCACCACCCCCACUUUACACUCGCCCAGAACAACCACCGGAAAUGGGUAUUGCCCCGAUAGGUGGAGCUACAACCACGAUUUUAGAACAGCAUGAAUCCAAAUCAGUAUCAUCGAAUGAAAAUGAAGAGGGAUCAAUAUCUUCUAUUUCGACAGUGACUGACGAUAUUAAUAAUGAGCCACCAUCGUCUCCUCC
Messenger RNA from Ambispora leptoticha, 755 nucleotides. NCBI's taxonomy places the organism in Eukaryota, Fungi, Glomeromycota, Glomeromycetes, Archaeosporales, Ambisporaceae. The record is from the annotation of a GenBank genome assembly.